Racocetra persica is the source of this 287-nucleotide messenger RNA. NCBI's taxonomy places the organism in Eukaryota, Fungi, Glomeromycota, Glomeromycetes, Diversisporales, Gigasporaceae. The record is from the annotation of a GenBank genome assembly.
CAACAAUUGGCAAUUUUGGAGCCGAAACUGACUUUAAUUUGGAAAAUGCUAAUAAGAAAGCUGAAACCCAUAUCGGAGAAACCCCCACCGAACAAGAAGCCCAAACGGAAAGAAUGUUUAAAAGCACUUUUCGGAACUUUUUAGAUAAAAGCAUCGAGCCUAGCAUGUUUAAUGCCAAUACUAUCGAUUUUCAUUAUUCCUUAGGAGAAUUUUUUAAUCGGAUGACCGACCCAAUACUUUUUUAUCGAGUAGAGCAUAGUGAAUUAUUAGCCAAUCGUCUUAAUUGA